AAAAAAAUGCGGAAAAAAUUUACGUUGUUCACUUUUAUUCUACUUAACCUCACUGUCUCGGCAAUCAGCAACAACGGCCCAACUGUUGAUGAGAUUUUGGAAACCAAUCAAUACUUCCUCGUUUCACAGCAAGAUGGUAUAACCUCCAUCGAAACUUCUGUAACUCCCGGUCACUGUCCUCAGUUUAUGGUAAAUCCUAAAACAAAUCAUCCGAAAUUCCGAUUCGCAGGCGUUCAUCUUGUACGUGAUCCGAAUGGCCGUUUUCCACCCAAGAUAAUGACAAUCAGAGAAGACGAUCAUUCUUUCAAUGCAAAUAUUUUCACUCUGAAUGUGUCCAACGUAUUUCAACAAAUCUCCUCGAAAACCGUCAGUUUUGUUGACAAGAAGAAAAGCCUUGUGCCAGAAACGUCAGCACUGAAGUUAAAUAAAAAAAUUCUCUCAACUCUUUUUGACUCAACCAGCCACAUGCUAUAUGUCGACUUCUCAACCUCAGAUACUUUCGAAAUGGAACAAUUUUUUGUCAGUGGACUUCAUACUGACAACUUCAAAUUAAUUUCACUUCAUCGAUACUAUAGAUCUUCACCAAGCAGCAGAUUUGAGUGGCAAGAAGAUCAAUAUGCUGGAAAGUUCUAUUAUAAAGAAAGAAUCGACGAUCAGAUUCAACUUUUCGAAAUUCCAAUGAACGCACUAGUUGCAACUGCAUCAGAAGGAGAAGCCGGCGUGAAAGUUGGAAAAAUGAACAAGGACGGCGUUAUUCUUGGAGCAACAGGCGGUGCGUUUUUCACAUCUUAUAGAAAGCGCGAAGGAAACAUGACAAAAUUGUACACUUCUCUAGUACCGGCAAACCUGAGCGCAGGUUUCAAAUGCGAAAAAUUGAUUAAACCUUCUUCAAUGCCAAAUUUCUACGAGCUCAUCAUCAUCAAGAAUAAUGAUUAUUGCAUGUUGAGAGAUGGCACGAAUUUCGAUCGUAAAAAUUGUGAAAUGGAACAGAAAGCGUACCUCAUUUCCAAGCAAGUUUUUGAAGACGAGCCAACAAAUGUUGUAAUGUGGCUGCUCGUUGUCUGUAUCAUCAUGUUUAUGAUUAUCAUGCUUCUCUACGUCUACAUCUACUGGCUUCGUUCUACUUUCGUGGCAAUUGAAGAGAGAGCUCUUCCCACUGAGUUCGAAACGGAGGCAUCUCUAUUUGUCGCCAAGCAAAGAAGUUUCCAAUCAGCAUACUACGAUCCUGCUCUUCUCGAUGUUUCUGUCGACAAAUGGAAUUAAUUUAUUUUCCCCACACUUUUAUCAUUUUCAGUUCUAGCAAUUAACUCAAAACCUGUUCACUGUCCCUUUUUAUAUAAUAGUAUACUGUUCUUCCCAUCUCCUAUCACACAUCAACUUACUUGAGUUUUAUUUGUUAUUCAGUUUUAUUUGUUAUUCAUUUACCCCUGUUCCAUUCCUUUUGCACAUCUCCUCUGCAGUUCUAAUUUAUUUUGUAAUUUUUGAAUUGUGAGGAAAACUUUCAUUGCUUUUCCAACCAAAAUAAAUAAGUUUAAGAAAAAAGAACCCUGUGAUGGCA
Messenger RNA from Caenorhabditis elegans, 1558 nucleotides. RefSeq lists its product as uncharacterized. The transcript is spliced from 7 exons. Lineage: Eukaryota; Metazoa; Nematoda; Chromadorea; Rhabditida; Rhabditidae. Bases 7 to 1263 code for a protein of 418 amino acids. The record is from RefSeq and is marked reviewed.